Molecule: messenger RNA, 1066 nt
Organism: Nicotiana attenuata
Lineage: Eukaryota; Viridiplantae; Streptophyta; Magnoliopsida; Solanales; Solanaceae
Product: thiamine pyrophosphokinase 2-like
Biological process (GO): thiamine metabolic process; thiamine diphosphate biosynthetic process
Molecular function (GO): thiamine binding; ATP binding; thiamine diphosphokinase activity
Source: RefSeq, a predicted model, not a curated record
CUACCGACAACGGACCUGCUCUAACGUAUGCGCUUGUUAUCCUUAACCAACGCCUCCCUCGAUUCACUCCUUUGCUCUGGGAGCACACACAGGUUCAUGUUUGGGCUGACGGUGGAGCGAAUAGGGUGUUUGAUGAAUUGCCCCGCUUUUUUCCUCGUGACUAUCCUUCUGAUAUUCGUAAGAGGUACAAGCCAUAUGCUAUAAAAGGAGAUAUGGAUUCAAUCAGAACCGAUGUUCUUGACUUUUAUAGAGGCCUGGGGACCAAGAUAAUUGAUGAAUCUCAUGAUCAAGAUACCACAGAUCUUCAUAAAUGUGUUGCAUAUAUUCGUGAAUUACUAAACCCGGAACAUCCAAAUUUGUGUAUUCUAGCCACCGGAGCACUUGGUGGAAGGUUUGACCGUGAGAUAGGAAAUAUUAAUGUCAUAUGCCGUUUCCCGUCCAUGCCAAUUAUUCUUCUCUCUGAUGACUGCCUCAUCCAACUUCUUCCGAGUACACAUCAUCACAAGAUUCAUAUCUAGUACUCUGGAGGGCCACAUUGUGGACUCAUACCCAUUGGAACGGCUGCUGGGAGAACCACAACCACAGGUCUCAAAUGGAAUUUGGACACGACAGAAAUGAGGUUUGGUGGUUUAGUCAGUACAUCUAAUAUCGUGAAAGAGAACGUAGUAACAGUGCAAUCUGAAUCUGACCUCCUAUGGAUGAUUUCUAUGAAAAAAGAAUGAAGGAUGCAGCUUGUAGAUGACACAAAUGAAGAGUCAAAUUUUGCUAGAUGAAUCGUGGGUGCUGACCUCCAUUUUCUGUUCAAUUCUUUCCAGAUAAAGAAGUUUCACAGAGUUUGAAAAUUGUUGAGGUUCUUAUUUCUUUUUUGGAAUACAGUAUCUCUCCAGUCCGAUUGUGUGCUGGCACACAGCAGAUUUCUUUGGCGUCAAGUGCCUGUGUUGCAGUAGUAUUGGGGAAACAAACAACACGGGGUCUUAUGAGUAAAGAGUACUUAACUUUGAUUAUCAACUUCUGUUUAUGUGCUUGAUUCAUUACACGCAUUUGGUCCAACAGUUCUCUAAUAAUC